AUGUUUUACGACUUACUUCGUCGAUUGUCAACAGAAUGCCAAAAUCAAGACAAAGGUGUCUACUGUCUUUGGUAUACAGUAUGGCCAAUAAUUUUUUUGUGUUCAGCUAAAGGACUUGAAACAUUUAUCAAUAAUAGUAAACAACUUGUCAAGUCAUUCGAUUAUAUUCUUCUCGAACCUUGGCUUAAAACUGGUUUGCUUACUAGUAAAAACGAGAAAUGGCGUAGUCGUCGUCGUAUUAUUACUCCUUCAUUUCAUGAUACUCAAUUAUUAAAUAAUUACAUGAUCAUAUUCAAUGAACAAGCAUGUAUUCUUGCUCGUCGUUUUGAUGACUGUGCAACACAACCAAAUAAAACACAUGAUCCUUAUCCAUAUAUCUCUGCUUGUACACUUGACAUUAUUGUUGAAGCAGCAACAGGCACAAAUCCAAAAGCUCAAUCAGGUGAUGAAAAAAAUGAAUUUGUUGAAGCAACUGUUCGAAUUACUGAGAUAUUAAGCCUACGUUCGCGAUCUCCAUGGAUGUGGCCUCCAUUUAUCUUUGAUCGAUUAGUAAUUGGACGUGAACAGAAGAAGGUACUCAAAGUUCUUCAUGGAUUUUCUCGAAAAGUUAUUGAAGAACGUCUUACUACAUUCAAUGCGGAACAAGUAAAAAAUGGUGAUGACAAGAAAAAGAGUACACGUCGUCUUGUAUUUCUCGAUAGUCUUCUUACUCAAAUGCAUGCUGAACAACUUUCAUUAGAUGAUAUUCAAGAAGAAGUUGAUACAUUUAUGUUUGAAGGUCAUGAUACAACUGCAGCUGCUCUAAAUUUCUUUUGUUAUUUAAUGGGAUGUUAUCCAGAUGUUCAAGCAAAAGUACAUGCAGAAAUGGAUUCUAUUUUUGGAGAUGAUCGAGAAAGACCAUGUACAAUGGACGAUAUUCAACAAAUGACUUAUCUUGAUUGUGUGAUAAAAGAAUCUAUGCGAAUUCUUCCACCAGUUCCAAUUAUUGGUCGAGAAGCACAAGAAGAUUUUGUAUAUUGUGGUCAGACUAUUCGUAAAGGUACGCAUUUAAAUAUAUUUAUACAUGGCAUUCAUUUUGAUGCAAACAUCUUUCCUAAUCCGAAUAAAUUCGAUCCAGAACGAUUUGCUGAAAGCUCUUUAAUAUCUAAAGAACGCUCACCAUUUGCUUUUAUUCCAUUUUCAGCUGGAUCUCGAAAUUGUAUUGGGCAACGUUUUGCUGGACUUGAAGAAAGAGUUGUGUUGUCAACACUAUUUCGACGUUUUAUAUUUCGUUCUACUCAAGCCAUAGAGGAUAUACAUCUAACUAUAAAAGGUCUCCUCCGAACUGAAGUUCCUAUCCAAAUGUCUACACACGUUUUACACAAUAAACAGGAAUGGCUGAACGAUCAAAGAAACAUCCAGCAUGCCAAUAUCAAACAGGAGUCUCUUAGACAAAUAUAUGUCUUUAGAUAA
Molecule: messenger RNA, 1452 nt
Organism: Rotaria sordida
Lineage: Eukaryota; Metazoa; Rotifera; Eurotatoria; Philodinida; Philodinidae
Source: the annotation of a GenBank genome assembly